Messenger RNA from Gambusia affinis (western mosquitofish), 2588 nucleotides. RefSeq names its product beta-1,3-galactosyltransferase 2-like. Gene Ontology annotation, cellular component: membrane. NCBI's taxonomy places the organism in Eukaryota, Metazoa, Chordata, Actinopteri, Cyprinodontiformes, Poeciliidae. The transcript is spliced from 2 exons. The record is from RefSeq and is a predicted model, not a curated record. Gene Ontology annotation, molecular function: N-acetyl-beta-D-glucosaminide beta-(1,3)-galactosyltransferase activity. The coding region runs from base 430 to 1548 and encodes 372 amino acids.
UGUUUCUUCAGACAGUAAUAGUCGCUCCGGGAUGAGGUGAAGCAGGUCCAUCUUUUCACAGAUUGUGUCAUAUGCUGUCAAGACACGGUGACAGUUUCAACAAAUAAUAAUAAAAAAAACAUGCCUUUUAUAAAAGUUGUAUGCUGCACCUUUAAUGAACAAGAACCAACUGAAUCCCCUGCCAACCAGGAAAACUUGUCUGAUUUGGAUCACUGGCUCUUGUGCAGAUCUGGAGUUCAGGAAAACGGUUUCGAUGAACAUUUCAGCAGUUGGUCAGCGUCCCACCCAGAACCACCAGGCUGCCGUAUUUCUCCUCUGAUCUGGUGACAAGCAAAGCAGGAAGUGAAAGCAAGAGCAGGAGUUUAGUUUUCUGAGACGGCAGACGUCUGUUUCCUUGACGUCUUCUUAGGCAAUCUUCUAGUUCCGUUUAUGAACCUGUGCGCUUUAGAUGAUGUGUUCAUUCCAGAAUCAGAUUGUAGAGCCGCUUGUCAGGGACGUGGAGGAACAAAUAAGAUGACUAACCUGCCGAGAGUUCUAAUGGACAACAGGAAUCGACUGAAGGACAUCUUCAUCGGCGUUGUGGUGGGAGCGACAGUGGUCAUCAUUUACCAUACCUCUUACACGGAGCUUGAUCACUUGUAUGGACCAGCAUCCAAAAAGUCCAACGCCACGGCCUCUUUGCUGGCUGAGCCAAAGUGGGAGGACCCAGACCCGUACCAUGUUGCCUACCCACGGAACUACAAAUUCAUCAUGGAUAACUCUCCAACGUGCAAGACCACCACUCCGUUCCUGAUCUUGAUGGUUCCCACUGCUCCUGCCAAUUUGCAAGGUCGUGACACCAUCCGAAGGACGUGGGGGGGUAAGAAAACGGUCCUCGGUCAGCUGGUUGAGACUGUCUUCAUAGUGGGGCUACCUGGAGGGGUUAAUGCCAACCAGCAGCAGGCGAGACUGAAACAGGAGAGCAAGCGGUAUCGUGAUCUCAUCCAGAGUAACUUCCAGGACAGCUACCGCAACUUGACCAUCAAGACCAUGGUCAUGCUGGAGUGGCUGGUUCAGCACUGCACCAAGUCCAGCUUCAUGAUGAAAAUAGACUCGGAUAUGUUACUGCAUGUUGAGAAUUUGGUUGAACUGUUACUUGACCCGAAGACGCCUAAGGAAAACUACAUGUCGGGCUUGGUUUGGUGGCACAGCCCAGUUUUAAGAAACCCUUUCAACAAGUUCUACAUGCCACAACACGUGAUCGCCGAGCGGGAGUACCCGCCCUACCCUCUGGGCAUGGCUUACGUCAUGUCGCUGGAUCUACCCAAGAAGAUCCUGAGCGUCUCGCCUCAAAUCAAACCCAUCUACAUCGAAGACGCGUACCUGGGCAUGUGCCUGAAACGUCUGGGUGUCUCUCCUACCAACCCUCCUGAUCAGAGGAUGUUUCAGGUCAUCCCCCCUCAUCCUCUGAGCAGCUGCGAUCUCUCCAAAGUGAUCGCCAUGACUACGACGAGCAAGUACCAAAUGCAAAUCUACUGGCGGAGGAUCAUGAAGGGAGUUCACUGCUGAGCCUGAUGUGAACAUGGAUUAUUUUUGGAUGGUUUGGCAAAGUUUCUGGUUCAUUUUGGUUCACAGUAGGAAGCUAUAGUCCCAUUUCCACGGGAUAAGUGUUAUGUGAAAGGUCACAAAUAGAAGGAUGGUAUUUCUGUUGCAAUUAUUUUACUCUACAGCCUUUUUCUUUUUGAUGCUGUACGUUACAUGUUGACAGGGAUUUGGUGGCUCGAGACCCAAAAGGUUUUCAGUGGCAAGCCAGAGGCUAAGAACAGAGGCUGCGUUCUUAGCAUUAGCCAAAAGCUGCAUUCAUUCAGAAUGCAUUCUUUUGACAUUCUUUAGCCAAAUGCAUUUUUGUGGCCAUAAAAAUGUGGCCAGGAGAACAAAAACGUCUAAUAACAUUUUGGAUCCCACCCAUUUCUGUCCAAAUCAUAGAGAUACCGAUUCGCAUUGGAUUAGUUAUUAUCACAGGACCUCGGAGUUCAGCAGAUAAUUUGCAGGAGAACAUUUACUUUACAAAUUACUGACAUGGUUGAUUUGCAUUGGAUUAACAAUGCAGACAAUCCAUGUAAUUAUUACAAAUAGCACUGGUCCAUAAGUAAAACUAAUCCCAUGUGAAAAGGGCUUCAUGUUGUUUUAAAUUAAUUUACUAGGCUUUGAAAUAACUUUUUUUUACUCAUGUAUAGAGAGUGGUCAUUCUUCUGUUCACACAAAUAUUUUUACAUUCAGUUUGUAUUUGGCUGCUAGCUGUGUCGAGUUUUGAACUUUCUUCCCUUUGUAUGCAUAGAUUUUUUUCCAGUGUAUUCCAGGUUACCAAAAACCAUGCAUGUUAAGCUGCACUAAUGGAUUACAUAGGCCAAAUUAUAAAGAAAUGAAGCACAUUUAGAACAAACAUCAAAUUUGGCAUUCCUGUUACAUAAGACACACUCCCAGUUUGUAUAGGGUCUGUGUACUGGAUUGAAAGAUGGUAAAAACCUUUCCCACCAGUUGUUGCUGUUUUGCAGUGAGUUAGCUAGUUGUUGGAAAGUUAGAGUAAAAAUAUUUAAUUUUAAAAUGAA